Electrophorus electricus (electric eel) is the source of this 5887-nucleotide messenger RNA. RefSeq names its product ddb1 and cul4 associated factor 1 (gene dcaf1). The record is from RefSeq and is a predicted model, not a curated record. Gene Ontology annotation, biological process: protein ubiquitination. Gene Ontology annotation, molecular function: histone H2AT120 kinase activity; nuclear estrogen receptor binding. Gene Ontology annotation, cellular component: nucleus; Cul4-RING E3 ubiquitin ligase complex. Lineage: Eukaryota; Metazoa; Chordata; Actinopteri; Gymnotiformes; Gymnotidae.
GAACGUGGUCGCCAUGAUAAACUUCAUGCACACGGUAGCCUUGAAUUAAAUGAUAGCUUCUGGAUUACAAAGAUCUAUUCUAACUCUCUGUCCACGAAUUGGAUAAUCUGUGUUAUUCCGACCAAUAAUUGUACAGUGAUUGGAGUCAAAAGGGGUAGGGACUGGGCGGUAUACUAAGGCCAGGGGAUGGCGUGUGCCGUCGAAGGCAGCGUGGACUCAAAAGCAGAGCUGACCGCUCUGCUAGAGCAGUGGGAGCGAGAACAGCAAGGCAGCACGCAGGACCUGGUCAACAUACUGACUAAAAUCUCAGAGCUUGUCGAAAGGGAGACGGAGGAAUACCAUAAGGCUGAUCCUGACCCGUUUGAUGACCGUCAUCCAGGACGAGCAGACCCAGAGUGCAUGCUGGGACACCUGUUGAAGAUCCUGUUUAAGAAUGAUGACUUCAUGAAUGCGCUGGUGAACUCCUAUGUCAUGACGAGCAGAGAAAGCCCUCUAAACACCGCCGCUUGUAGACUGCUGCUGAACAUCAUGCCAGGCCUGGAGACUGCUGUGGUCUUUCAGGAGAAGGAAGGCAUUGUGGAGCGCUUGUUUAAAUGGGCCCGGGAAGCCGAGCAGCCUUUGAGGAUCUAUGGUACAGGUCUGCUUGCUGGGGCCAUGGAGAACCAGGACAUCGCUGCCAACUAUCGGGAGGAGAACUCUGUGUUGGUUCCCUUAAUGCUGCAGAGGCUACGAGAGCUUCAGGAAAAAGACUCUGAGAACAGGAAGGACCUCAAACGGCCGAGCCCUCGCAAGUGUCUGGAGCCCCUCCUCCCUGUGGACGAGGAGGCGGUGGACGGCGAGUUCGUCCCCGGCGCUGCGUCCAGCCCCUCGCCUGUACGCCCCUCGCAGAACAGCUUUGCACGCGACUCGGACGGCAAGCUCUCCCCUGAUCCCGGCUCUGCCCAGAAGAUGAGCGGGAGGCCCGGCGCAGGCCUCAAGGGGCUGAUGAAACCUGCAGCGUCACUGCAGUCUGAGCCAGACGAGCUGGACGGGCCUAGUGAGGGCACCAGGGACUGGAGGAAGCGCUCUGAGAGGGAGAAUGGCAGAAAGGCUAAGCAGAAGCUGAACUUCUCGGUCCCAGAGCCUGAACGCAGCUUCAGCGAGCUCUCCAACAGCAGCUGGUCAGAGAUGAGCCCGUGGGUGAUCGGGAACAACUACCACCUGUACCCACUCACGCCUGGCAUAGAGCAGCGCCUUAUUUUGCAGUACCUCACACCGCUGGGAGAGUAUCAGGAGCUGCUGGCUGUGUUCAUGCAGCUUGGUGCUCGGGAGCUUCUCAUGCAUUACAUGGACCUCAAACAGACCAACGAUGUCCAGCUGACUUUUGAGGCCCUUAAGUACCUGGCCUCUCUCCUGCUGCAUAAGAAGUUUGCAGCAGAAUUUGUGGCCCACUGUGGAGUGCAGAAGCUUCUGGAAAUCCCACGUCCCUCUAUGGCUGCCACAGGAGUGUCUCUGUGUCUGUAUUACUUGGCCUACAACCAAGAUGCCAUGGAGAGGGUGUGCAUGCUGCCCCAUUCGUUACUGGCUGAGGUGGUGAGCUACACGCUCUGGCUGCUGGAGUGCUCUCACGCCUCUGGCUGCUGCCACGCCACCAUGUUCUUUUCCAUCUGCUUCUCCUUCCGAGCUGUACUUGAGCUCUUCGACAAGCAGGACGGCCUGAGACGCCUCGUCAACCUGAUAAGCACACUGGAGAUCCUAAACCCGGAGGACCAGGGGGCGCUGCUGAGUGACGACGAGAUCUUCUCCAGCAGGCAGACAGCCAAGCACACGUGCAUGGCUCUGCGGAGGUACUUCGAGGCCCACCUGGCCAUCAAGGUGGAGCAGGUGAAGCAGUCUCUGCAGAGGACCGAGGGCGGAGCGCCUGUCCACCCGCAGCCUUAUUACAAGCCUUGCUCCUAUACCCACGAUCAGGUGGUUGAGAUGGUGGAGUUCCUGAUCGAGUAUGGCCCAGUGCGUCUAUACUGGGAGCCUGCCGAGGUCUUCCACAAACUGUCUUGCGUUCAGCUCCUGCUGCAGCUCAUCUCCAUCGCCUGCGACUGGAGAACAUACUAUGGCAGGAGUGAUACUGUGCGAUAUGCAUUGGAUAUUCUCAGCAUCUUGACGGUUAUCCCCAAAACCCAGCUCCUGUUGGCUGAGAAUGUGGCCGUGCUGGAUGAGGGAGGGUCUACCAUCUCAACAGUAGGUAUGAGCAUCGUGCUGGUUGUCGCAGAGGGUGAGGUGUUCGUGAAUGACGCCGAGAUCCAGAAGUCAGCCCUGCAGGUGGUAAUCAACUGCGUGUGCGCUCCCGACAAGCGUGUCUCCAGCAUCGGCAAGUUCAUCUCAGGCACACCACGUCGCCGCCUGCCCCAGACGCACCGCGCCAGCGAGAGCGUACUGGCCAAGAUGUGGAACGUGGUGCAGUCCAACAAUGGCAUCAAGGUCCUCCUUUCUCUGCUGACGGUCAAGAUGCCCAUCACGGACGCGGACCAGAUCCGCGCACUGGCGUGCAAAGCCCUGGUGGGGCUGGCACGCAGCGCCACCGUGCGUCAGAUCAUCAGUAAGCUGCCUCUCUUUAGCAGUGGGCAGAUCCAGCAGCUGAUGAAGGAGCCUGUGCUGCAGGACAAGCGGAGUGAGCACGUGCGCUUCUGCAAGUACGCGGCGGAGCUCAUCGAGCAGGUGUCCGGCAAGCCAUUGCUGAUCGGCACGGACGUGUCGCUGGCACGCCUGCAGCGGGCCAGCGUGGUGGCACAAUCGCGCAUCACUUUCCCUGAGAAGGAGCUGCUCCUGCUCAUUCGGAACCAUCUUCUGUCCAAGGGCCUGACUGACACCGCCACAGCACUUACCAAAGAGGCAGAGCUGCCCAUGGGCAUCCUCGCGCACGCUGGUGUUGUGCCCUUCGUGCCAGUCACUGUGGCCACGCCCCCCUCGCCGGCCGCCAUCCCCCGGACUCCCCGGCUGGCGAAUGGGGUGGCGGUGCGGCUCGGAGGCCACGCCCCUCACACGGCGACGCUGCCUCUUCACCCACAGCCGCGCCCUUCUACCUCACAGCCCCUGCCCCCAGCCCCUCCCACAGCAUCUCACCAUAGCAACGGCUCUCCUCUGAUUGGGCGGAUUGUGUUCUCAAGGGAGCGGCCGUCCCCUUGCACAAUGGGAAAGAAGCCACGCGUUUUGAGGCAGAAAUCGGAUCACGGUGCGUUUAGCCAGAGUCCAGCCAUGAAGAAACAGAUGGACCGCCAUCUUCCCUCCCCUCCGGCUCUCGACAGUAUCAUAACGGAGUACCUGCGGGAGCAGCACGCCCGCUGUAAGAACCCAGUCACCACGUGCCCACCCUUCAGCCUCUUCACUCCCCACCAGUGUCCCGAGCCAAAACAGAGACGCCAGGCCCCCACCAGCUUCACAGCCCGACACACACGCAGGGUCAUCUACCCCAAAUACGGCGGCGUCGACGGAGGCUGUUUCGAUAGACAUCUCAUCUUCAGCAGGUUUAGACCCAUCUCAGUGUUCCGGGAAGCAGAGGAGGAUGAGAGCGGCUUCAUGUGUUGUGCCUUCUCAGCGAGGGAGCGCUUUCUCAUGCUGGGCACAUGCACGGGUCAGCUCAAACUCUACAACGUCUUCAGUGGGCAAGAGGAGGCCAGCUACAGCUGCCACAGCUCCGCCAUCACACACCUAGAGCCCUCCAGGGAUGGGUCUUUACUAUUGACAUCAGCUUCAUGGAGCUAUCCUCUAUCAGCCCUCUGGGGCAUGAAAUCUGUCUUCAUAAUGAAGCAUUCCUUUUUAGAUGAUCAUUAUGUGGAGUUCAGUAAACUGUCCCAAGAUAGAGUAAUAGGCACAAAAGAACACAUUGCCCAUAUCUAUGACAUUCAAACUGGACAGAAGACCCUGACCCUGAACAACCCUGACCUGGCCAACAACUACAAGCGUAACUGUGCCACCUUCAACCCUACUGACGACCUCGUCCUGAAUGACGGAGUAAUGUGGGAUGUGCGCUCGGCGCAAGCUAUCCACAAGUUUGACAAGUUCAACAUGAACAUCAGUGGGGUUUUCCACCCCAACGGCCUGGAGGUCAUCAUCAACACAGAAAUUUGGGACUUGAGAACGUUUCAUCUGCUGCACACGGUGCCAGCACUGGAUCAGUGCCGAAUUGUCUUCAACAACAAUGGAACAGUGAUUUAUGGAGCGAUGCUGCAGGCUGAUGAGGAAGAUGACAUGAUGGAGCAGCAGAUGAAGAGUCCCUUUGGUUCUUCCUUCAGGACCUUCGAUGCCACUGACUACAAACCCAUAGCCACCAUUGAUGUGAAGAGGAACAUUUUUGAUCUCUGCACAGACACCAAAGACUGUUACCUGGCAGUCAUUGAAAAUCAGGACUCAAUUAAUAUGGACACAGUUUGUCGACUUUAUGAAGUUGGUCGUCAGAGACUUGCUGAGGAGGAAGAGGAUGAGGAAGAUCAGGAGGAUGAAGAUCAAGAAGAAGAGGAUGAUGAUGAUGAUGACUCCGAUGAUGAUAUGGAUGACAUUGACACAGACCCCUUGCUGACAGAGUUGGAGAAUGAGAAUAAUGGAGAAGAGGAAGAGGACGGCGAUCAGGAUUUUUCUCCAUCUGAUGACGAAGAGGUGGCUCGCCUGCUAGAGGAAGAGGCUGACGACGACGACGACGACGAGGAUGACGACGACGAUGACGACGACGAUGAUUCUGAAGAUAAUGUGGGACACGCGGAUCUAGUGCUGGAUAAUACAGAUAGCUCGGACAACUCUGACCUGGAAGAUGACAUCAUCCUCUCCCUGAACGAGUGAACCAGUAAGAAACAGAGCAAACAGGAAGCGCUAUCUUACCCAUAUCUCAGAGAUGAACACCACAGAGAGGAGAGGAAAAUUAAAAUAUCACGGGAAUUGUGAUACUAGCAAAAAUGAAAAGCAUGGCUGUUGGCAUUGAAAAUGGUAUAGAGUAAUGGAACGCUUUCAACUGGUGAACUCAACCAAAUUGGAGGGCUUUCUGAAAAUGCCAAUAAGUAUUUCUGCAAGAAAACAGAUGAUCUUUUUUUCAUCCAAGGGUGGCACGACAAAGCAUGUGUGUUUGAAAAACAAAACCUCAGAAAAAUGUAGUUUUCAUGGGAAAAACUUUAUAAAGUUUCCCCCCCUUUUGAAUGUAUUAUUUUUUAAGAGAACAUAAAUGCCAACAAAUGUUUUAAGAGGGUGUGUGAAUGUGUGUGUGUGUGAGAGAGAGAGUGAGCAUUUCUCACAUUGUCUCUUUUGAAGGGCGUCCCUACAGAAAAGAGCUGAGUGUCUGGUUAUUUUUGGGGCUCUACUUUUGAGCCCUUACUGGACAUCAUGAAUGAUAGUUUGUGUGUGUGUGUGUCAGAGACAUUGAACUGCCUAUUCCUCUUAAUGGUAUGCCUAUUUGAUUUCAUUUCCCCUUGAACAUUACAUUUGUUAGUCAUUUUGCUUCCAGAACAUUUUUGUUUUGGUGGUUUGUUCCAGGGCUGCCCACAGUAACAAAUGCUUAUUUUGUGUGCUUUUCCGUUUGCUCAAAUUGGAAACAAUUAGCGCUUAGUUUUGAAAAGAAAUCUUACAAGUUGCACCUCUGCUUGUGUUUACUUUGUAGUAUGGGUACGAAUGUGAAAAUAGGUCCGCAAGUAAUCGUUAUCAAGCAAAGUCAACUGCACGAAAGUGGUUAUACCCCAAGGUGUUGUCUGCACCCACACCAGCAUUUCUUUUUUUUAUUUAUAAUUUUUUUUGUUUGUUUUUGUAAGAGUUAGUCAUUUCAGUGAUUUUAGAUGACUGCUCAUAGCUUCCCAAAUGUAAAGCUCCAAUGUACAGUAUGUAUCAAAGUAUUUUUACUAUAAACACCAUUAAAAGGACCCUGUUUGUGUCG